Messenger RNA from Dujonia railenensis, 4497 nucleotides. NCBI's taxonomy places the organism in Eukaryota, Fungi, Ascomycota, Pichiomycetes, Serinales, Debaryomycetaceae. The record is from the annotation of a GenBank genome assembly.
AUGUCUGAUAAACUGCAAAACGAGGAUGCAAGGUCUGAAACUCAUUCAGUGAAGGACUUUGCCCCUUCGUCAUACAUCAACGACCGCCCGUACGGGGGGUUUGAAGAUGCCACCGGGGAAAUCAAUGAUUUGGCCAGAACCAUUUCCAGAGCCUCUCAAGUCUCCGCCAAGACCAAGAAUUCUGAAGAUUUAAUUAGAUACUUGUCUCAUAUGUCUGCUGUUCCAGGUGUAGCUCCAUACGCAGGUGAAGAUGUGGACCCGGCUUUGAACCCAGACAGUCCAGACUUCAAUGCCAAGUUUUGGGUUAAGAAUAUGAGAAAGUUGAUGGACUCAGACCCUGAUUACUAUAAGCCUUCCUCCUUGGGGGUUGCCUACAAGGACUUGAGAGCUUACGGUGUUGCCAGUGACUCUGAUUAUCAACCUACUGUCACUAACGCUGUUUUCAAAUAUGUCACUGAAUUUUUCAGAGGAUUGAGAAAGCCUAACGAUGACAUUUACUUCGACAUCUUGAAGAGUAUGGAUGCCUUAAUGAGACCUGGUGAACUCACUGUCGUCUUGGGUAGACCAGGUUCAGGUUGUUCUACAUUGUUGAGAACAAUCGCUACCAGAACUUACGGUUUCCACGUUGGUAAAGAAUCUAAAAUUUUAUACGACGGGUUAACUCCAAAGGAUAUUGAAACACACCACAGAGGUGACGUUAUCUAUUCCGCCGAAACUGAUAUCCAUUUCCCACAUUUAUCUGUUGGAGAUACUUUGGACUUUGCUGCUAGAUUGAGAACUCCUCAAAAUAGAGGUGAAGUUGAUAGAGAAACAUACGCCAGACACAUGGCUUCCGUCUACAUGGCAACUUAUGGUUUAUCACACACUAGAAAUACAAAAGUUGGUAACGAUUACGUCAGAGGUGUUUCUGGUGGUGAAAGAAAGAGAGUUUCUAUUGCUGAAGCCUCUUUGAGUGGUGCCAACAUUCAAUGUUGGGAUAAUGCUACUAGAGGUUUAGAUGCUGCAACUGCUUUAGAAUUUAUUAGAGCUUUGAAGACAUCCGCCGCUAUUUUAGAUGCCACUCCUUUGAUUGCCAUCUAUCAAUGUUCCCAAGAUGCUUACGACUUGUUCGAUAACGUUAUUGUUCUUUACGAAGGUUACCAAAUUUAUUACGGUAAGGCUGAGCGUGCCAAGGAAUUUUUCUUGGAAAUGGGUUACGACUGCCCUCAGAGACAAACCACCGCCGAUUUCUUGACCUCUUUGACUAACCCAGCCGAAAGAGUGGUUCAUCCAGGUUUCGAAAACCAGGUUCCAAGAACCGCAAAGGAGUUUGAAGCCUACUGGAAGAAGUCCCCUGAGUAUGCCAACUUGAUUUCUCAAAUCGAUGACUACUUCCAUGAAUGUGAAGUUGAAAACCACAAGAAAAAGUACCAAGAAUCACAUGUCGCCAGACAAUCCAGUCACAUCUCUCCUAAGUCUCCUUACACUGUUUCCUUCUUUAUGCAAACGAGAUAUAUAAUGGGAAGGAAUAUUUUAAGAACUAAGGGUGAUCCUUCGAUUACUAUUUUCUCCAUUUUCGGUCAAGCUGUUAUGGGUUUGAUCUUGUCUUCUGUCUUCUAUAAUUUGUCCAAGACAACUGGUACAUUUUAUUAUAGAGGUGCUGCUAUGUUCUUCGCUGUUUUGUUUAAUGCCUUUGCUUCCUUAUUGGAAAUUAUGACUUUGUUUGAAGCUAGACCUAUUGUUGAAAAGCACAAACAGUAUGCCUUGUACCGACCAUCUGCAGACGCGCUAGCGGGUAUUAUCACAGAAUUGCCCGUUAAACUCUGUAUGUCUAUCUGUUUCAAUUUUGUAUUCUACUUCAUGGUUAAUUUCAGAAGAAACCCAGGAAGAUUCUUCUUUUACUGGUUACUUUGUGGUACUUGUACCUUGGUUAUGUCUCAUUUGUUUAGAUGUUUAGGUGCUGUUUCCACAUCCUUAGCUGGUGCCUUAACUCCUGCCACUGUUUUGUUAAUGGCGAUGGUUAUUUUCACAGGUUUCGUCAUUCCAACACCAAAUAUGUUGGGUUGGUCAAGAUGGAUAAAUUACAUUAAUCCUGUUGGAUAUGUUUUUGAGGCUUUAAUGGUAAACGAAUUCCAUGGAGUGCACUAUAAUUGUUCUACUUAUGUACCAACUGGUCCUAGUUACACAAGUAUUUCAUCUUCUGAACAUGUUUGUUCUGCAGCUGGCUCUGUGCCAGGUGUUGAUUACGUCAGUGGUACUGAUUAUCUUGCUCAAUCAUUUGAGUACUACAAUAAGAAUAAGUGGAGAGAUUGGGGUAUUGCGCUCGCAUUCGCAGUUUUCUUCUUGGGUAUUUACAUUGCUUUGACUGAAUUCAACAAGGGUGCCAUGCAAAAGGGUGAAAUUGUUUUAUUUUUAAGAGGUUCUUUAAAGAAGGUCAAGGAAGAAAACAAGCAAAAGACAAAGGCUAAGAAUGAUAUUGAAAGUGGGGUCCAAAAUGAAAAGAUUGGCUUCAAUGACGAAAGCGAAUCUGGCAAGGAAAGCUCUUCUGAUGUUGAAGUUAGAAAAGCUCCAGGUGGAGAUAUUUUCCACUGGAAAGAUUUGACCUAUCAAGUUAAAAUUAAGACUGAAGAUCGUGUUAUUUUGAACCAUGUUGAUGGUUGGGUUAAGCCUGGUCAGUUGACCGCCUUGAUGGGUUCAUCUGGUGCUGGUAAGACUACCUUAUUGAAUUGUUUGAGUGAGCGUGUUACUACCGGUGUUAUCACUGAUGGUACUAGAAUGGUAAAUGGUCACUCUUUGGACUCUUCUUUCCAAAGAUCAAUUGGUUACGUUCAACAGCAAGAUUUACAUUUACAAACCUCCACUGUCAGAGAAGCUUUAAAAUUCUCCGCCUACUUAAGACAACCAGCACAUGUUUCUAAUCAAGAGAAGGAUGACUAUGUUGACUAUGUUAUCGAUUUAUUGGAAAUGAGUGCUUACGCUGAUGCCCUUGUUGGUGUUGCCGGUGAAGGUUUAAAUGUUGAACAACGUAAGAGAUUAACUAUUGGUGUUGAAUUGGUUGCUAAACCAAAGUUAUUGUUAUUUUUGGAUGAGCCAACAUCGGGUUUAGAUUCUCAAACUGCCUGGUCUAUCUGUAAAUUAAUUAGAAAGUUAGCUGACAGAGGUCAAGCCAUUUUGUGUACUAUCCAUCAACCUUCAGCUAUUUUGUUGCAAGAGUUCGAUAGAUUAUUGUUUUUGCAAAAGGGUGGUCAAACUGUUUACUUCGGUGAUUUAGGUGAAAACUGUUCUACCUUGAUUGAAUACUUUGAGCGUCAUGGUUCCCAUGCCUGUCCACCGGAAGCCAAUCCAGCUGAAUGGAUGUUGGAAGUUGUCGGUGCUGCUCCAGGUUCCAAGGCCAAUCAAGAUUAUUACGAAGUCUGGAAGAACUCUGAUGAAUGUAAGGCUGUUAGAGAUGAAUUGGAAACUAUGGAAAUUGAAUUAUCUAAAUUGCCAGUUGACAAUUCACCUGAUUCUCAUUUGAAAUAUGCUGCUCCUAUUUUUACUCAAUACUACCUUGUUACCAAGAGAGUUAUUCAACAAAACUGGAGAACUCCAGGAUACAUCUACGCUAAGGCAUUUUUGAUUGUUUCGUCUUCUUUGUUUAACGGUUUCUCAUUUUUCAAAGCUGGUACCUCGGUUCAAGGUUUACAGAAUCAAAUGUUCUCGAUUUUUAUGUUCUUUAUUCCAUUUAACACUUUGGUUCAACAAAUGUUAACUUACUUUGUUAAACAAAGAGAUUUGUACGAAGUUAGAGAAGCUCCUUCAAGAACGUUUUCCUGGUUUGCUUUUAUUGCUGGUCAAAUUACAUCUGAAAUUCCAUUCCAAGUUGGUGUCGGUACCAUUGGUUUCUUCUGUUGGUACUAUCCAAUUGGAUUAUAUACCAAUGCCGAACCAGAGGGUCAAGUUCAUGAGCGUGGAGCAUUGAUGUGGUUGUAUGUUUGUUCAUUCAUGGUUUACACUUCCACUAUGGGUCAAUUGUGUAUUUCAUUCAACGAAUUGGCUGAUAAUGCGGCCAAUUUAGCUACUUUGUUAUUUACUAUGUGUUUGAAUUUCUGUGGUGUCUUAGCCGGACCAAGCUUUUUACCUGGAUUCUGGAUUUUCAUGUACAGAUGUAAUCCAUUUACAUACUUGGUUCAAGGUAUGUUAUCUACUGGGUUAGCAAACACAAGGGUUGUGUGUCGUGAAAACGAAUUACUUACUUUUGAUCCAGCUAAUGGUCAGACUUGUGGUGAUUAUAUGAAAGACUAUAUUGAUACUGUAGGUGGCUACUUGGUUGAUACCAGUGCUACUUCUCAGUGUGAAUUCUGUCCUAUGAGUGAGACCAACGUUUAUUUGUUGAGUGUUAAUUCUCGUUACAGUGAAAGAUGGAGAAACUUCGGUAUUUUCAUCGCUUUUAUCGCAAUUAAUAUGAUUGGUACUGUUGCCUUCUACUGGUUGGCAAGAGUUCCAAAGGGUAACAGAGAAAAGAAGAAGAAGGAUUAA